CUGAUAAACGACACUAACUACAACAUAGACAAGUAAACACACAGUCUGAAAUAAAUCGCAUUUGUCAUGUAACGUUAGUCGGUAAUUUGCAGGUUUUUCAGCAAUGCAGUCGUUUAUUUUUGAGCUGUGACAUCCAGUAAGUUGCGGUGAAUGGUAGUGUGUAAGAGCUCUUUGCUUUCAGGCUCUCUGGUGAGAGUCAGCCAACAUGGCGACCAUGUAAAGCAAACGGUUUGUUUACAGUGCCAACAAAAUGAGAACAAAUUCGGUAUGUGCAGAGGUGAGAUAAUGGACCCCUCAAGGAAAACUGUUCUGGGACUUUAACAAAAAAAUAAACCUACAGCAGUCUCCAGCUGUUGACAGUUCAUCAACAGUUGUACCUUACUUUCAGCACUGCUUGUGUGCACCAGUCUAUUGUCAUUUUAGUAUUUUCUGAGAGCCAGUAGUGUGUUCAGAGAGCAUGGACGUGGACAUGCAAUCCUUAGGAUGAAUCCAGGUCUCCCGUUGCUGCAUGGGAUUGCGACGAACGUAUUUGGUUUGGCCAAUCCUGUUGCUACUCCUGGUCGGUGCAGCCUUGACAGCUCUGCUGCCCCCCGCUGAGGACCAAGAAGGCGUUGGUGUCCUGGGAGUGCUACGGCGGGCAACAUCUCCAAAGGAGAAUCCUGCACAGGGCCGCCAUGGUGACAGUGCAGAGGAGGAGCAGAGGUUUACCAUCAUCAUCCAAACUUACAACCGCACAGACAUUUUACUCAAACUCCUAAACCAUUACCAGGCAGUGCCUCAUCUUCGGCGAAUUGUCAUAGUCUGGAACAACAUUGGGGAGCACACACCCCUGAAGUUAUGGAACUCUUUGGGGCCUCAUCCAGUCCCCGUGGCCUUCAAGGAGCAGACUAGCAAUCGAAUGCGCAACAGACUUCAACCAUUCCCUGAGAUAGAUACAGAUGCUGUGCUGAUGCUGGAUGACGACACCCUGGUCAGUGUUCCUGAUAUCAGUUUUGCUUUCUCCGUCUGGAAGCAAUUUCCAGACCAGAUUGUUGGAUUUGUCCCACGGAAACACGUCUCAACACCAGGAGGAGUGUACAGUUACGGCAGCUUUGAACUGCAGGACCCAGAAACAGCUGGAGGUGACAAAUACUCCAUGGUGUUAAUUGGUGCUGCCUUCUUCCACCGCCGCUACCUGCAGCUCUUCCAGGACCAGCCUCAGGCAGUGCACGCGCUGGUGGAUGAAACGCAGAAUUGUGACGACAUUGCAAUGAACUUUGCUGUAGCGCUGCACAUGAGGAAACACUCAAAGUCUAGAGGCAGCAUUAACAAACCCUCUGGGGUCUUUGUCAAACCUGUGGACCUCCGCAACCUGGAAAAGGAUGCCAGCAGCGGGUACCAGGGUAUGUGGCAUCGUCCUGAACACCUUCUUCAAAGAUCCUACUGUUUGAACAAGUUGACACAGAUCUAUGGCUUCAUGCCACUGUGCUUCUCCAACCUGAUGGUCUCCCAGUUUGGCUUCCCCAGCUAUGCCAACCACAAGAGUAGAGGCUGAGGGACUGCCACAUCGGUCCCUCAGCUUUAUUAGAUUGAAAGAAGACAGACUCAAGUAGCAGUGCGAUAAGUCUGUGUUUGAUUAACAGUCUGUCUUGGCUUGGGAUUAGGUUGAGAACUUGAUAUUCUCAUGUUCAUGUGAUCUGUGACUAGAAACCAUCAUUUACCUAAUCAGCAGGACUAUGAUGAUAUUUCUUCCUCUGGACAGCAGCAAUGAUUGUUAAAGAACUUUCUACACAUGGCCCAGUCGGAUUAAACUUUCCUUCAGUGCGUUCUAACCUGAGUGGAUUGAAGUGCAGCUAUUUUAUAGUCAGCAGGUGUCUGCUUUGAUGAUGUGCCUUGUUCGUAAAACAUAAUUUACAACACUGGUGUCAUGUGUCAUUCAAGUUUUCUUUUUCACUAUUUGUAAUUGUGUAUGCGUUCCAGGUGAGCUUGUGUACAAUCCCUAUAAAAUAAAUGUUAAGAUAUCCGCAUGCAGUAGUUUUUGGCCCCCCCAAAAAAUCCCCACCUAAGUGUGUAUCGGAGAAUAAAAUACAAGUAAUGCAAGUAUUAUGUGCCUUUCAAUGUAAUCUAUAUGUACAGUACUAUGCAUGUGUGGACAAUCAUGAUGGGUUUUUUUAUGUGUGCACAUUUUUCAGGUUUGUAGGACUGUCUCAUGUGAUUCAGUUAAAUAAAGAACAAACACUUUUUCUCUGGACAAAA
Messenger RNA from Micropterus salmoides (largemouth bass), 2235 nucleotides. RefSeq names its product exostosin-like glycosyltransferase 2 (gene extl2). Gene Ontology annotation, molecular function: glycosyltransferase activity. Lineage: Eukaryota; Metazoa; Chordata; Actinopteri; Centrarchiformes; Centrarchidae. Bases 509 to 1534 code for a protein of 341 amino acids. Gene Ontology annotation, cellular component: membrane. The transcript is spliced from 6 exons. The record is from RefSeq and is a predicted model, not a curated record.